ACUCUUCAUUUCCUUCACUUUCCCGCUGUUUCCCUCAAAUAGGGGUAUUUUCCCGCCCUAAUCCCAACCCUGUUGAUAGUUGAGACUGAAACAAACACAGCAGCAGCACUAGAGAGAGAAAGUAAAGAUGAACGCUUCAACGAGGAAGAAGGUUCAGAAGAAAUGCAAGAUCAGAGGCUACAAUCUCAAACUCGAAGCUCUCGACGAGAUCCUCUCCUACGUUUCCCGCUUCGAAGGCGACCUCGAAGACGAUGCCAUCGAUCUCCUCCUCGAUCAGCUCGAACACGAAUCUCUGAAUUCCACCAUAAUCGAUAAGGAACCGGUGCACCGCGUGGUGACUCUGCUGUUGAAAGCUGAGGCGGCUGCCGAGGACGACGAGAGCCCUGACGACUCUGCCGCUGCUGCUUCCGCCCUUCGUGUCGUCGAUGCGUUCCUUGUUUCUAAGUUUAAAUACGACGCUAUUAGGAAGCAAUUCUACGAGCAUCCAGGCAGCUUACCGAUUCAUGGGGACGCAUCAGCAAAAGCAGCUCUGUACAGGGAUAGGUUUCUGUUGUUAUUCCAGAGGCUCUCUCGUGACCAGAAUUUUUCAAAGCCUGCUUUCGACUCUGAAUUUUCACAUUUUGGAAGCUGUGAGAUAUCUCCUAUUCAGUCUCUGGUUGGGCGGACAGGUAGAAGAUGGGUAAUGGGAGUAAUAUCUCAGCUGGAGGAUGGACACUUUUAUUUGGAAGACCUCUCCGCUUCAGUUGAAAUCAAUUUAUCUAAUGCUAAGAUAACUACAGGAUUCUUUUCAGAGAACACCAUAGUUGUGGUAGAAGGAGAAAUGCUUGUAGAGGGUAUUUUUCAGGUUUUAACAUGUGGGUUUCCUCCGUUGGAGGAUAGAGAUAAGUCACUUAAAACACUUGCAGGGCAUGACUUUUUUGGUGGUGGUACUUUUACAAAAGAAGAAACGAUCAGACUGGUAGAGAUGGAGAAAAGAGCAGUCAAUGACAUGUUUGUAAUAUUGUCUGAUGUUUGGCUAGACAAUGAUGAGGCUUUGGGAAAGCUAGGGACAGUUCUGGAUGGUUUUGAGAGUGUGGAUGUGGUUCCUUCCUUAUUUGUUUUCAUGGGAAACUUCUCUUCUCACCCAUGUAACCUUUCGUUUCAUUCUUAUUCGACCCUCAGGUUGCAGUUUGGCAAGCUAGGGCAAAUGAUUGCUGCCCAUCCACGGCUGAAAGAGCACAGUCGAUUUCUUUUUAUUCCAGGUCCUGAUGAUGCAGGUCCGUCAACAGUUCUUCCUAGGUGUGCGCUUCCAAAAUAUAUAACUGAGGAGCUCCAAGAGCAUAUUCCCAAUGCCAUAUUUGCAAGCAACCCCUGCAGGAUCAAAUUCUAUACCCAAGAAAUUGUAUUUUUCCGCCAGGAUCUUCUGUAUAGAAUGCGCCGUUCAUGUUUAAUGCCACCUUCAACGGAAGAAACUGAUGAUCCUUUUCAACAUCUUGUUGCUACCAUAACCCAUCAGAGCCAUCUCUGUCCACUCCCUCUAACUGUACAACCUAUCCUCUGGAAUUAUGAUCAUUGCCUUUAUCUUUAUCCGACUCCUCACACGAUAGUCUUAGGAGACAGAAGUCAGCAGAAGGCGUUCAAGUACACUGGAAUUACUUGCUUUAAUCCUGGUUCGUUCUCAAUUGACAGCACAUUUGUCGUGUACCGUCCUUGCUCUCAGGAAGUUGAAUUGUCAUCCUUGUGAACCCAAGAUAAUUUCUGCUGGGUUACCAUCCUCCAUACAUCAGUAUCUCAGACAUGCUGACUUCAUUAUUCUUUUAUCAGAAGAUAUACAAGGCAAUGAAUGGAGAUGGAAAUCGUUGCCUUUGCCCUUUGGAGGAUUUAGAUUACAGCUGUCACUGUAUUUUAUAACUGAAUUAGCUUGUCAUGCUACAAAAAUUGUUGUAUAGUAGGAAUCUUUUUAGUCUAGUUGAGGUAAUUUUUUUUAUCUGGAUAAUAAUUGUAAGUGUAUACUACAGAAAAUGUGUUAUUUUGAAUAGGACUAAGCUACAAUUAUAAUUGAAAUAUCAACCAAGGCCUUCGUGAUUCAUUCA
Molecule: messenger RNA, 2072 nt
Organism: Lotus japonicus
Lineage: Eukaryota; Viridiplantae; Streptophyta; Magnoliopsida; Fabales; Fabaceae
Product: DNA polymerase epsilon subunit B
Exons: 13
Coding region: 128-1723 (531 amino acids)
Biological process (GO): DNA-templated DNA replication; error-prone translesion synthesis
Cellular component (GO): epsilon DNA polymerase complex
Molecular function (GO): DNA binding
Source: RefSeq, a predicted model, not a curated record